Messenger RNA from Meloidogyne enterolobii, 2580 nucleotides. NCBI's taxonomy places the organism in Eukaryota, Metazoa, Nematoda, Chromadorea, Rhabditida, Meloidogynidae. The record is from the annotation of a GenBank genome assembly.
AUGAAUUCAAUACACCGAAGCGAGGAAAUGUGCUUGGUUCAGUUGUUUCUUCAAAACGAAGCGGCUUAUUUAUGUGUUGCUGAACUUGGCGAAAUUGGGCUUGUGCAAUUCCGAGAUUUAAAUGCUGAAAUCAACGCUUUUCAACGCAAAUAUGUUAGAGAAGUUCGAUUUUUGGAACGCGAAAUAAAGAAGGAUGGAAUUGUAAUGGUCGAUACUGGGGAGAAUACGGAAGUUCCCUUACCUAGGGAAACGUUUGAUUUGGGGGCAACCUUUGAUAAAUUAGAAAGUGAAUUGCGUGAAGUCAACCAAAAUGAGGAAAUGCUUCGGAAAAAUUUUGCUGAACUGACAGAGCUUAAACACAUUCUUAGAAAGACGCAACAGUUUUUUGAUGAGAACGAAGGCGAACGUCAAGCGCUUCACUCUUUGGCACAAGAAGAAUUUUUGGAUGAUGGUUCUAGUUUGAUUCCUCGUGAUAGAGGCGAUGCUUCACAUGUUUCCAAAGGAAAUUUAAAAUUUGUUGCUGGUGUUAUCCAACGAGAGCGUUUACCGGCCUUUGAACGUCUUCUUUGGCGGGCCUGUAGAGGCAAUGUAUUUUUGCGACAAGCAGAAAUUACUGAACCGUUGAGUGAUACAAUGACUGGGCUAGAAGUUCAAAAGGCUGUCUUUAUCAUCUUUUUUCAAGGAGAUCAAUUGAAAAGCAGAGUGAAAAAGAUUUGUGAAGGUUUUCGUGCGACAAUAUAUCCAUGUCCAGAUUCUCCUCAAGAACGAAGAGAAAUGUCUAUUGGUGUUAUGACACGUAUAGAAGAUUUAAAAACUGUUUUGGGACAAACUCAAGAUCAUCGGCAUCGUGUUCUGGUCGCUGCUGCUCGUAAUGUUCGUACUUGGCUUACAAAAGUUAGAAAAGUCAAAGCAAUUUAUCACACCUUAAAUUUAUUCAAUUUGGAUGUAACUCAAAAAUGUUUAAUUGCUGAAUGUUGGUGUCCAGUUGCUGAACUUGAUCGAAUUCAAUUGGCAUUAAAGCGUGGAAGUGAUGAAAGUGGAAGUUCAGUGCCAUCAAUUCUUAACAAAAUGGAAACUUUAGAGCAACCUCCAACUUUUCAUCGAACCAAUAAAUUUACUCGUGGUUUUCAAAAUAUUGUGGAUUCUUAUGGAAUUGCUAGUUAUAGAGAAAUAAAUCCUGCCCCCUACACAAUGAUUACUUUUCCUUUCUUAUUUGCUUUAAUGUUUGGUGAUUUGGGCCACGGAUUAAUUAUGUUUCUUUUUGGACUGUACCUUGUAUUAAAAGAGAAAAGAUUGGAAGCAGCUCGGAUUAAUGAUGAGAUAUUCCAAAUGUUUUUCUCUGGUCGUUACGUAAUUUUUCUGAUGGGCCUUUUCUCUAUUUACACUGGUUUUAUUUACAAUGAUGUUUUUAGCAAAUCAUUUAACAUCUUUGGAACUUCAUGGGGUGCUACUGAUGAAUAUGAUAAGUAUACAAACGAUCCUGAAAAAAUGCUUGUACUUCCUCCACAUAUUGCUUAUUCAUCUCCGCCAUACCCUUUUGGUGUCGAUCCAAUUUGGAAUUUGGCAGAAACCAACAAACUAAAUUUUUUAAAUUCAAUGAAAAUGAAAGGUUCAGUAAUUAUUGGAAUUAGUCAAAUGGCGUUUGGGAUUGCUUUGAGUUAUUAUAAUUUCAAACAUUCAGAAUCUUAUUUGGACAUUAAUUUUACUUUUAUUCCACAAGUUAUAUUUCUUUCGUGCAUUUUUGUUUAUCUCUGUUUGGAAAUUGUAGCAAAAUGGCUUUUCUUUAAUAAUGAGGGACAUUAUUAUUUUCUUGGAAAUUAUUAUCCAGGCGCUAGAUGUGCACCUUCUCUACUUAUUGGGCUUAUAAAUAUGUUUAUGAUGAAAUCGAGAAAAACUGGAUUUACGAUAGACGAUGAGAGUAGAGAACCUGGUCCAAAUUGUCAUCUAAAUUAUUGGUAUCCUGGACAGGGUUUUUUCGAAUCAAUUUUCAUUCCCAUUUCUAUUGGGUGCAUCUUUGUCAUGUUAUUUGCCAAGCCCUACAAGCUUUGGCAACAACAAAAACAACGUUUAUAUGGUGGUCAUACUAAUUUGAGUGUCCAUGCCAACUUAAGCGAAGAUGGUGCUGAAGUUAUUCAUCAUGGAGGAAAUUCAACUACAACACCCAAGAAGGAUUUAAAGGAAUUUGAUUUGGGUGAUACUUUUGUUUAUCAAGCAAUUCAUACAAUUGAAUUUGCGCUUGGUUGUAUUUCUCAUACUGCUUCUUAUCUUCGUCUUUGGGCACUUUCUUUGGCUCAUGCACAAUUGUCCGAUGUUCUCUGGACAAUGGUUUUUCGUAUGGGAUUACUUCAAGGAGGUUAUUUGGGCGCUGUACUGACGUACUUUGUUUUUCUGGUGUUUGCAACUAUGACAGUCUUCAUUCUUGUUUUAAUGGAAGGACUUUCAGCAUUUUUACAUGCUCUUCGUCUUCAUUGGGUUGAAUUUCAAAGCAAAUUUUAUGCUGGAACAGGCCAUUUAUUUAUGCCAUUUUCGUUUAUAACUGUGUUAGAGGAGGCUAGGAUUGCGGAAGAAACUUUUAAUUGA